This is a messenger RNA of Cadophora gregata, 501 nucleotides long. RefSeq lists its product as uncharacterized. NCBI's taxonomy places the organism in Eukaryota, Fungi, Ascomycota, Leotiomycetes, Helotiales, Ploettnerulaceae. The record is from RefSeq and is a predicted model, not a curated record. The transcript has 2 exons. Bases 1 to 501 code for a protein of 166 amino acids.
AUGCUCUUGUACCGUCACAGUUUGCAGGCUGAUCACAAUCUGCUACAUAUUGUUGGUCAUGCAAAUCUUUUGCAGUCCCUCGCCAUCGGUCUCACAUAUUCGAAAGACCAGAAAAUACAAGAGUUCGAUAAGAAGCUGGCAGCUUCGAACAUAAAAGCUGAUAGGUUGGAUAUGCACCCUGGACAGGCGUAUAAGAUUAAUAAUAAAGUAGCUGUCUUCACGAGUAAAAGAGUUCCAGUGUGCUCGACAUACGUCCCCAUUAUCGUGGAGGAGAUUGAGGUUGGGGACGAAGAGGACGAAGAGGAUGAAGAAAUUGAUAAUUUUACUUUUCCCGACAUAUCACCCCAAGUACAACCUCAACUUAUACGCAGACUUUCCGAUCAAACAAGGGCUUGCCACAGUAAAGGGGUUUCAACGACCGCUUCAGUCAUCGAUAAAAUUCUUGCUAGUAUUGCUCUCGACCGAUAUUUUGAAGCAGCAGGGUUCACCUUUAAUAAAUAA